Molecule: messenger RNA, 1016 nt
Organism: Choloepus didactylus (southern two-toed sloth)
Lineage: Eukaryota; Metazoa; Chordata; Mammalia; Pilosa; Megalonychidae
Product: pancreatic lipase-related protein 2-like
Exons: 8
Biological process (GO): phospholipid catabolic process
Molecular function (GO): triacylglycerol lipase activity; galactolipase activity; protein binding
Source: RefSeq, a predicted model, not a curated record
CCCGCGGUGCCUCCGCAGACCCAGCUGGGGUACGAGCUCGAGGACGUGCACCUCAUCGGCCACAGCCUGGGCGCGCAUGCGGCCGCGGAGGCGGGCAGGAGGCUGGGGGGCCGCGUGGGCAGGAUCACAGGGCUGGACCCAGCAGAACCCUGCUUCCAGGGCACACCUGAGGAGGUUCGUCUGGACCCAUCUGAUGCCCUGUUUGUGGAUGUGAUUCACACAGAUGCUGCUCCCAUAAUCCCUUACCUAGGUUUUGGAAUGAGCCAAAAAGUGGGCCACCUGGACUUCUUUCCAAAUGGAGGAAAGGAAAUGCCUGGAUGUACAAAAAAUAUCCUUUCGACCAUCAUUGAUAUAAAUGGAAUAUGGGAAGGAACCCGCAACUUUGCGGCUUGCAAUCACCUAAGAAGCUACAAGUAUUACUCAAGCAGUAUCCUCAACCCCGACGGCUUCCUGGGCUACCCAUGCGCCUCCUACGACGAGUUUCAGGAGAAUAGCUGUUUCCCCUGCCCAGCUGAAGGAUGCCCCAAAAUGGGGCACUAUGCUGACCAAUUUAAGGGGAAAACCGAUGCUGUGGAACAGACCUUUUACCUGAACACAGGAGACAGUGGUAACUUCACCCGUUGGAGAUAUAAAGUCUCGAUCACACUGUCUGGGGAAAAAAAAGUGACUGGUUACAUCAGGAUUGCUUUGUAUGGAAGUAAUGGAAACUCAAAGCAAUAUGAGAUUUUCAAAGGAUCCCUCAAACCAGAAGAAAGUCAUGUGAGUGAGAUUGACGUGGAACUCAAUGUUGGAAAAAUCCAGAAGGUUAAAUUCCUCUGGAACAACAAUGUGAUAAAUCUCUUCAAGCCUAAACUGGGGGCUUCCCAAAUCACAGUGCAAACUGGUGAAGAUGGGACUGAGUAUAAUUUUUGUAGCAGCGAAACUGUGCAAGAAGACGUUUUACAAACUCUUUCCCCCUGUUAGAAAUGCACUGCUGCUCUUAAUCUUGGUGGUAAUAAAAGUUUUAAUGCACUUGA